Trichogramma pretiosum is the source of this 3103-nucleotide messenger RNA. RefSeq names its product POU domain protein CF1A (gene vvl). The transcript has a single exon. Gene Ontology annotation, biological process: regulation of transcription by RNA polymerase II. Bases 877 to 2250 code for a protein of 457 amino acids. Lineage: Eukaryota; Metazoa; Arthropoda; Insecta; Hymenoptera; Trichogrammatidae. The record is from RefSeq and is a predicted model, not a curated record. Gene Ontology annotation, molecular function: DNA-binding transcription factor activity, RNA polymerase II-specific; RNA polymerase II cis-regulatory region sequence-specific DNA binding.
GCCAGCAGUGGAGAGAGAGGUUGAGUCAGUUAGUUGGCCUCUUCGGUCUGGGCAACAUGCAUAACGCAUGAGAAGUAGCUAAAAAUUUUACUUGAAACCUGCGUAAUAUUAUCGAUUUUUAUCAUUUCAAAUUUCAAUAAGUUUCAACGUUAUUGUAAUUGUGAAUUGAUCAUUGGAUCAUAGUUUAUCUGCAGCGAAAUAUUAAGUGAUACAAUACAUAUAUAUAUACGGAUAUUAGUAACAAGCACGCACAAGAAACAUACAUAUACAUAAAUAUGUGAAAACUUAUAUGUAUAUACUUGCACAUACACAUAGAUAUAUAUAUGUACACUUGAGAUAUAUAUAUAUAUAUAUUUAUAAGUAUGUGUGAAUGUAUGUGUUAACAUAGGAAUGAACGUAUGUAUUUACGUAUAAAUGUAUACGAUACACAUUCUUAGAUGUACACUCAGUGAAUGAUCAUAAAAUAUUAAUGCAUUGAUCGAAAAAUGUAACUGGUUGGAAAGCGAUAAAAGCUGUGUUUAAUGUAAUUUGUGUCUCUGUGGUGCAGUGACAGUGCAAAGAGGUUAAAUUUAUUUAAAAAAGUGCUAAAUAUUUGUUAAAAUACAUUAUUGUGAAAUGAAAAAGUGACUAACAUGACGCUUGAAAAGCAUUACAUCGGUAUUGGAAGUGAAUUGUGACAAGCUCCAAUAAAGAACACACUACGCGUGAAGUGGAAAAACAAGUGCGUGAAAUAAAAUGAAACAGAGUGAUGUGCAAUUGAAAAUUUUAAGUGAAAAAUAAAAAGUAACUGAAAUAAAUAAAAUUGAUCCGCUUGAACUGGAUGGGUAUUUAGACGAGAGUCCUGCUCGUCUGCAUAGAAGUAAGAAAGCGAAGUAGAUGGCCGCUACGACGUACAUGCCAAUAAGUAGUGCAGUCUCUUCAGAGCUGGAUGGUGGUUCAGUUACUGUAAACGGGAUGAACAUCUCCGUGGGUGGUUACACGUCAGGCUCACCUCGCAGUGCAGCCGACGCUGGAGAGAUGAAGUACAUGCCCGCGCCACAGCAUCACCAUCACCACCAUCAUCAUCAGAUGACUUCAUCGCCAUCGCCCAAUAGCUUGUCCCAUCCAGCGACGAGCUUGCCCUCGGCGAAUCCUUGGGCUAGCUUGCAACCGGGAGCGGACCCGUGGGCAGCCUCGAUGGGCAUGCACCACACGGCGUCGCAUCAUCCGCACCACCACCCGCACCAGUCGAAUACAUCUUUGGAUGUGAAACCGCUGGCGGCGGUCGCGGCCGCGGCCGCUGCCCAAGCUCAAGCCAACGAUGGAAGUAUGCAUCAUCGAGCAACGCACCAAUCGCCGACGAUGAGCUCUCCGCACUCGUGGCACAACCCGGUGGUUUCUUCGUCUCAUUACAAUCCCGGCGGUGGCUCGCCAUCGCCGGCUACGCUUCAACAGUAUCACGCGGCUAUGAAUGGAAUUUUACACCACCAACCUCAUCAACAUCCUCAUCAAAUACACAAUCACCAAACGGGAUUACAGCAUCAUCUUCGCGAAUCGCACAAUCAUAGUCCUCCGGCCAGUCAUUCUCUCCAUUCGAAUCAUCCCCAUGAAAGAGAGCACAGUGUGAGCGAAGAAGAUACGCCAACCAGUGACGACCUAGAAGCGUUUGCAAAGCAAUUUAAGCAACGACGGAUAAAGCUUGGUUUCACUCAAGCUGACGUCGGUCUCGCUCUUGGUACACUCUACGGUAACGUUUUCAGUCAAACGACAAUAUGCAGGUUUGAAGCUCUUCAGCUAAGCUUUAAAAAUAUGUGCAAAUUGAAGCCUUUGUUGCAAAAGUGGCUCGAAGAAGCCGAUUCGUCGACUGGCUCACCGACCAACAUCGACAAAAUAGCAGCCCAAGGAAGAAAGCGCAAAAAGCGCACGUCGAUCGAAGUUUCCGUAAAGGGAGCUCUGGAGCAACAUUUUCAUAAGCAACCAAAACCCUCUGCGCAAGAAAUCACGUCCUUAGCUGAUAAUUUACAACUGGAAAAGGAAGUUGUUCGCGUGUGGUUUUGCAACCGUCGUCAGAAAGAAAAGCGAAUGACACCGCCCAAUACUCUAGGCGAAGGAAUGAUGGAUAACAUGCAAUCAAAUCAUCAAGGACAGCCAGGAUUGCAUCAAGGUUAUCAUCAACAAGAUCAUUUGCAUGGAUCGCCAAUGGGACACAGUCACAGCCCGCCAAUGUUAAGUCCUCAAGGUUUGACAGCUCAUUCCCUGACGGCCCACUAGCGAUCGCCUGGGCCUCCCCCACCAGGAUUUGUAGCCACGGCUCAUGAUGGACCUGUAAGUAUGCAAGAUAGUUCAUCUGCUGCAGCAGCUGCUGCGGUGGCUGCAGCCGCCGUUCUGCCGCCUUUCUACCAUCAUUACCUUCAAGCUCGAUCAAGUGGCUAUCCAAGCUCGUAGCUUAGGUGUGAUGAUUUACAGCUGCAAACAAUGGGGAGGCUUAUGUGUAAAAUGUUUGACAAUAUUACAUCGAUGGCAUCGAUAGAUGGGAUCAAGAAACAUCUUCAGAGCUAAUUAGUUUGCCUUGUGAGUACCAGUGUUGCUGCUUUUCAAAUCUACGUGCAAUACAGCAUGUAAAAGAAGAAUCAAGUAUUAAUGAAGCCAACAUUUCGUUUAAAAAGACUGUUUCUUUUUAAUGAUUGAUUUCCUUAUCGUGUGCAAAAGACGAUUAAUUUUCAAAUGUGAACUUGGUUUUUGUGUUAACGCGUUAAUUAUUGUUUUAAUUCACUCAUUCAAGAUGUGUAUGUGGAUGAAAAAUUAAAUUCAUACCAAAUAUAAGAAAAUAUAAGUUUAAAUUAAAAAGAGUGAAAAUGGACUAAUGUAAAUACGUAAAUAUAUUUCACGAAAUAUACCAAUUUUACCAACUAAACGUUUGUAAAAUGGUUGUAAAAUAAGUAUACAUAUGUAUUGUAAAUAAUAUUUCUAUAAGGAAUAGUAAAUUUUAAAUACAAAAUAUUAAUAGCGAUGGCAAAAUUAACUCUAGCCUUUAUUGUACAAAAAAACUAUUUGAAUCGCAGUGGCUAGAUCUUAUGUAAUUAAUCGUGAUAUACUUUGGAAUAAAUAUGCCAUCGAAAUCAAA